UCUAUUUAUCUCGUGCAUACAGAGACGCCCUCUUCUUGUCUCGCACAUUUAUUGCGAGCUUUCUCUGUCGGGCUUCAGUUGGCUUCAGUCGUCUUCCAAGCUACACCAUUUAAUGUUCCUAUUACUACUACUGCUGCCACUACAUAUCCCUUCCCCUCGAAGAUGUCGAACUUUCCUGCCUCUCUCUGCGAUUCCUCUUUGAAUAUCUUCCACCUCGCCGUCUACAGCUCCGAUCCAUGGCCCUCCCCAUCAUCCUCAUCAUCUAGUCCCUGAUCCCUUCUUUCUACGUGCUUUGAUCUCUAUUGCUUUGCUUCUUUCUGUAGCUCUUGGAGAACUGUGAGAUAUAGAUAUGCCGGGGGUGUACCUGCACUUGUCGCCUCGGGGGAUGACCGGUGGAGGGGGGAGACGCGGGCCGGCACCACCCAAAGGAUGGAUGGCGAUACGGGUCGGAGGCGCGGGGGAGGAGCAGCAGCGGUUCGUGGUGCCGGUGGGGUACCUCAACCACCCGCUCUUCGUGGCCCUGCUCCGGGCGGCGGAGGAGGAGUACGGAUUCCACCACACCGGCGCCAUCACCAUCCCCUGCCACGUCGAGCAAUUCCGCCACGUCCAGGGCAUCAUCGACCGCGACACCUCCUCCACCACCGCCGGAGCCGGAGGCCACCGCCACCUUCACCUGUGCUUCAGGGCUUGAAAAGUUCAAACCCUACGUAGCUGAGGCUUUUGUAAAAGCUUCGGUAAUUUAAUUUUUUAUGUUUUUUUUUCUUUUUGUGAUCAAGUUGAAGGUCUUUUAGUCUUUAUGUCUCGAAUAAUAUAUGAAUAUAAUCA
Molecule: messenger RNA, 825 nt
Organism: Musa acuminata subsp. malaccensis (wild Malaysian banana)
Lineage: Eukaryota; Viridiplantae; Streptophyta; Magnoliopsida; Zingiberales; Musaceae
Source: RefSeq, a predicted model, not a curated record